This is a messenger RNA of Ectocarpus sp. CCAP 1310/34, 471 nucleotides long. The record is from the annotation of a GenBank genome assembly. Lineage: Eukaryota; Phaeophyceae; Ectocarpales; Ectocarpaceae.
AUGAACUUCUCGUCCUCAACUACAAGCGAAGACGAGCGAGGCGGUACAGCCAGUCGAGGCGGAUCGCGAAUUGCGGCUGGUCUUGGCGAGGGUGUAGCUGGCAAUAUCAGUAGGACAAGCAUCGUAGGUGGCGACAAGCCUGGAGCGGUAUCGUUGGCAACGAUUGAUGUAGGGGCGAGGGUUCCGCCUGCAUUGCCGUACGACAAGAUAGUUUCUCUGCCCUCUGGGGACAGUGGUAUCGGGCUUAUCAGAGGAAGAUGAAUAACGAGAGCUACGGUUGGCGUCACGAGUGUGCUAUCAGUGGGCAAAAACAAACCACACUCUGCCGUCCACAUGUACAUGUGAUUGAUCCGCAGUUUUUGCUGCCUUUGUUUUUAGAUGCCGGGAAACUGUGUGAGGUGGUGUGGAUUGAUGACUGACCGCGAAGAGGUAGUCUGUGAUAUCUAGCACAUGUGUAGUCUAUCUGAACUA